Messenger RNA from Sander lucioperca (pikeperch), 1483 nucleotides. It is a transcript of the gene enkur, whose product is annotated as enkurin, TRPC channel interacting protein. Gene Ontology annotation, cellular component: acrosomal vesicle. The transcript is spliced from 5 exons. Lineage: Eukaryota; Metazoa; Chordata; Actinopteri; Perciformes; Percidae. The coding region runs from base 291 to 1061 and encodes 256 amino acids. The record is from RefSeq and is a predicted model, not a curated record. Gene Ontology annotation, molecular function: calmodulin binding.
GAGUUGUUAUGGAACAGUGGGUGCUCUAAACCAAGAAACAGUCCGUGAACUUUACAUAUAGACUGCACGGAUACCUCUAAUUUAUCGCUUUACUAAAGUCCUGAAAUGCAACAUUUGCUCCUCCAGUUGCCUAGCAACUAGCCGGCAGCGUGUUGUCAAACAAAUCACACAAUCAUUAUUAGCGUUAGCUGACGUUAGCUCGGUCAAGUUAACUAACGUUAGCUAGUCAGCGUUAGGUGGACUUAAUUACGGUAUAUUUAAAAUCAUUCGCCUGUUUGAAGUCCUUCAAAAUGUCUAAAGUUGUGUACCCACCAGAAAGCGUCUACAAUCUCAUUCCAAAGGAAGAGGUUCAUGCUAAAAAAACGCAAAGGUAUAUGUCCAAGUAUCGGCCGGCAGUUGUUCUUGAGAAAAAGUUGACCAAGGAUGCAAUGAGGACAAUGGGACCAGCAAAAGUAGAGGUGCCUUCCCCAGAGAAAUACCUCAAGAAGCAUUCAAAAGAGCCCAAAUUUCCUGAAAAGACGCAGCGUUCGAAUGAGGAUCGUAACACCUGCACUGUGAAGAAACCAGCCGUUCCUGCGAGAACAGACAACCCACCUAUGGGCAUUCAAACCAAGAGAGACUUUAUAAAGACGGCUACAGCGGUGCCAAUGAAACCUCAGCCUACCUGGGUGGACACCAGUAAGGGACACAAGCAGCUCCUGGAGAAUUCAGGACUUGUCCCCAAAUACAUCAAGAAAAAGCACUACGGAGAAGUACCUGUGUACCUGCAGCAGCGCAAUGAAGAAGAGCAGAGAGCUCAGGAGGAGUAUAACAACUAUGUGAAAGAACAGAGGGAGCAGGGAGCCAUGAACCACCUGUCUGAUGAGGAUCGACAAGCCGUCCUGGAGGGCCUGAAGAAGAACUGGGACGAGCUGCACCACGAGUACCAGGGCCUCUCACUCGUCACAGACAACCUGUCCAAGAAGUCCCAGAAGCAGCGUCUCGAAGUGGCGAUGAAGCAGCUGGAGAACGACAUCGACCUCUUUGAGAGGUUCAAGACCAUCUACAUACCCAAUAACUAGGACAUAAAAAAAACUGGAUUAAAUCAGAUGUACUGCAUGUCGUGAGACCCCCCCUCCCCCACCACCACCACCCUUACUUCAAAUACCAAAUGAGCUUUAGUACAAUGAAAUGAUGUAUUUGUAUAUUCUCAUUAUCUGUCAUAUGAACAAUGAAACAAUGCUAAAACUCCAAAGCCCAGCUAACUGCAAAUUAUAGAAUCAUUCCGAAUUACCUUCUGGGGAACAUGUAAAUUCAUAACCAAUUUAAUAGCAGUCUUAGCCAGUCAUUGAGUGAACAAAUGCAAUUCUUAGGUCUACUGCUAGUUGGGCAAACAAGUCUUUUUAAAGUAAUGUACUCUUUCUAAUUUUUCCGUUAGUUUAAAGUAACAUUUGUAGAGAUAUUACAUUUUGAGCUUGAGAAAAUAAACAAUUUUUUCUCUGUU